UGAAAUUCCACUGACAGCAAAGAACAAGCAAACAUUGGGUCUGCAGAACUUGAUGCAGCAUUUGGGAUUUAGAUAGCGUUCAUCUGAAUAAGGUCAGUUGCUUGUGACUUGCACUGGGAAUCACUCACUGUGAAGACCACGCUCUGUGAUAAAGCUGGACCAAUUGAUAGAGUGGCACAGUGGCAGAGCACAGUCCCAGGACACUACAUUUCAGUCCUGGCCCAGUCACUGUCCCCCAUAUCUGUGUGUUAACUGGUGACAAUAAAUUGCCACUGCGUGAGUGUUUCAUGACUAUGCCCUGGCUGUACUGGAACCCCGUCUGGGGUCGGUCCUGUCCUCACGCUCAAUUAGGCAGGAUUUUUCUUAACUCAGACAAAAACAUGAAGCCUGGUAUCCGAUCCAAGGUUGGUGCCUGCCUUGUCUCUAGUGCUACUGGGUCAGACUCCAGUUUCCAACUACCACGUAAUCGAAAAAAUGAAUUCAGAAAAUGGAUGGGUGGAUGGAUAAAUAUGUUGUGCAGCAUAUUAAUGAUCCUUGUAGGGAUCAGAUUGUCUGUUCUGCCUGUGCACGGACUCCAGGAGUUUUACUAUCAUUAUGGAAAUUAUCAGAUGAACUGGACAAAUGCACAGAAUUACUGCCGGAGUAACUUCACUGACUUGGUGACAAUUGCAAACAAUGAAGAACUUAAGGAAAUUCUGGACAUGCUUACAAAAGAAAAUGUCUCUAACGAAGAAAUCUGGAUUGGGUUGAAAGAUAUAAAUAUGACCAAUGGAACAUGGAGCAAUGGUGAAACAUUCACUUACCGAAACUGGAAUGAAAAGGAACCAAACAAUAAUAAGAUAGCCUGUGGCACCAUGUACUACCAAAACAAAAGAGAAAACCACAAUGGUACUUGGAACGAUUGUGGCUGUAAUAACAUUAAGACCGCCAUCUGCUAUGCAGUGAAAAGGAAGUUCCAUGCUGUGAACACCAGUAUGUCUUGGCUCUCAGCUCUUCAGUACUGCAAUUCCAAUUACACUGGCAUGGCCACCAUCCGAAGUGAAAGAGAAGAGUGGCAUUUGCUGAAGCACCUCAAUGAAUCCAACAUACAGGAGAAAGUGUGGCUUGGGAUGAGGAGCUCCAGGGUCUUUGGAUUCUGGUUCUGGAUGAAUGAUGAUCCCGUGACUUACCAAAACUGGGUAAAUGACUCUUCAGGGGCCAUUCAAGACAAUCUGGACUGUGCCACUCUGGAUCUGAAUCAGACGAAGUGGGUCAGGAAGGACUGUGCAGAAGAAGCCCCAUUUGUCUGCUAUACGGCAAAGCAAGAAUUUAUGUAUCAGAAAAGUCUAUUUAAACACUGGGCACGGACACAAACCUCCUGUGCAGAACCUGAAAAUCCAAUAACAGCAAAGAAGAAGGAGACAUUGGGUCUGCAGAACUUGAUGCAGCAUUUGAGAUUUAGGAUUUUUCUUAACUCAGACAAAAACAUGAAGCCUGGUAUCCGAUCCAAGGUUGGUGUCUGCCUUGUCUCCAGUGCUACUGGGUCAGACUCCAGUUUCCAACUACCACGUAAUGGAAAAAAUGAAAUCAGAAAAUGUAUGGGUGGAUGGAUAAAUAUGUUGUGCAGCAUAUUAAUGAUCCUUGUAGGGGUCAGAUUGUCUGUUCUGCCUGUGCACGGACACCAGGAGUUUUACUAUCAUUAUGGAAAUUAUCAGAUGAACUGGACAAAUGCACAGAAUUACUGCAGAAGUAACUUCAAUGACUUGGUGACUAUUGCAAAUAAUGAAGAACUUAAGGAAAUUCUGGACAUGCUUACAGGAACAAAUGUCUCUAACGAAGAAAUCUGGAUUGGGUUGAAAGAUAUAGCUUUAACCUCUGGAACAUGGAGCAAUGGUGAAACAUUCACUUACCGAAACUGGAAAAAAGGGGAACCAGACAAUAGUAAUAUAGCCUGUGGGACCAUGUACUACCACAGAAAAGAAGUAAACCACAAUGGCACUUGGAAUGACUGUGGUUGUCAAUACACUAAGCCAUUCGUCUGCUAUGCAGUGAAAAGGAAGUUCCAUGCUGUGAACACCGCAAUGACUUGGGUCUCAGCUUUUCAGUACUGCAAUUCGUAUUACAAUGGCCUGGCCACCAUCCGAAGUGGAAGAGAAGAGUGGCAUUUGCUGAAGCACCUCAAUGAAACCAACAUACAGGAGAAAGUGUGGAUUGGAAUGAGGAGCUCCAUGAUCUUUGGACACUGGUUCUGGAUGAAUGAUGACCCAAUCAAUUACCAAAACUGGGUAAAUGACACGUCAGAGGGCAUUCGAGACACUUGUUUCUGUACCAGCCUGGAUCCGAAUCAGAAGAAGUGGGUCAGGCAGGCCUGUGCAGAACGAGCUCCAUUUGUCUGCUAUACAGGGAUCUCCCUUUUCAUGAAAAGAAAUUAAGACAGAUGUCAAGCUUCCUCCAGCCUCGCCUUACAUUUCUUCCACAAUACCUGA
Polypterus senegalus (gray bichir) is the source of this 2465-nucleotide messenger RNA. Its product is annotated as macrophage mannose receptor 1-like. The transcript is spliced from 10 exons. NCBI's taxonomy places the organism in Eukaryota, Metazoa, Chordata, Cladistia, Polypteriformes, Polypteridae. Bases 288 to 2411 code for a protein of 707 amino acids. The record is from RefSeq and is a predicted model, not a curated record.